UACAUCUCCCGGCAGGCCACGGGAGGAAGGGUGUCAGAGACCGGGGAAGCGGCUCUGGGCUGCUCCGGAUUUCCCAGAGUCAGGUAGCUCUUAGAGGAGGAUGGCGCUGUCGCGGGGAGCCAGCGCCCCGGACCCCGACGACGAUGUCCGGCCUCUCAAGCCGUGUCUGCUGCGCCGCAACCACAGCCGCGAUCAGCACGGCGUGGCGGCCUCCUCCCUCGAGGAGCUGAGGAGCAAAGCUUGCGAAAUACUGGCCAUUGAUAAGUCCCUGACACCAGUCACCCUGGUCCUGGCAGAGGACGGUACAAUAGUGGACGAUGAUGACUACUUCCUUUGUCUGCCUCCUAAUACCAAGUUUGUGGCGUUGGCUGGUAACGAGAAGUGGACAUACAACAAUUCAGAUGGAGGAACAGCCUGGGUUUCCCAAGAGUCCUUCGACGUUGACGAAACAGACAGCGGGCCAGGGGUCAAGUGGAAGAACGUGGCCAGGCAGCUGAAAGAGGAUCUGUCCAGCAUCAUCUUGCUGUCAGAAGAGGACCUCCAAGUACUCAUCGACAUCCCAUGUUCAGAGCUGGCUCAGGAACUUUGCCAAAGCUGUGCCGCUGUCCAGGGGCUCCAGAACACACUCCAGCAGGUGCUUGACCAGAGAGAGGAGGCCCGCCAGUCCAAGCAGCUCCUGGAACUCUACCUCCGGGCCUUGGACAAGGAAGGCAACAUCUUGUCCAACCAGGAAGAGUCCAAAGCUGCCCUCGCUGAAGACGCGGUUGACACGGGCGUCGGCAAAGAGACGGCUUCUGGGAUAGCACUUACAAGCCAGAUCCUCACUGCACUGAAGGAGAGGCCUGCCCCAGAGCUGAGUUUCUCUAGUCAGGAUUUGGAGCUGGUCUCCAGGGAGGACCCCCAAGCCCUGGCUGUCGCUUUGAGCUGGGACAUAAAGAAGGCAGAAGCAGUCCAGCAGGCCUGCACCACGGAGCUCGCCCUGCGCCUGCAGCAAAUGCAGAGCUUGCAUUCACUCAGGAAUCUUUCGGUGAGGAAGAAUCCCCUGCCCGAGGAACAGCAGAGUCCCAAACGAGCCAGACAAGACCCCGAGUAGCUCCACCGGAAGCACGCUUUGCUGAGGAGAACGCUGGGUUUUGUCGUCAGUGAACAACUUCCCCUUAUCAUUUUACUGCCUACAUUCUGCUCUACCUCCUGCCUUCCAGGAUGCUCUUCUAGCAGAGGUGGCUUAUACCCCUCCAGAAAAGCUGUUUCAGUCUGUACACAUGCCCUCUACCUCCUUUUCAUGUACUUAGAGUCUCAUUUUUGUUUCCUGUAUGAGUGUUUGCCUGAAUGUAUGUCUGCACCACAUGGGUGCCUCGAGCCCACGAAAGCCAGAAGCGUGGGUCAGAUCCCCUGGAACUGGAUUACAGACUCUGGGUGCUCUGGAAGAGCAGCCACUGCUCUUAGCCACUGAGGCAGCUCUCCAGCUCCCAGAGUAUACUUACUGUACAUGAGGCCUUAGGUUCCAAGUGAAGUACUUGUUAAAGACUGUGAAAAUCUGUCAUACUUUGGACUCAAUGUCCUUAUUCUACAACUUGAACAGUAGAGUUUUAGACGCAGACAAUGGAAAAGAAAAGGCUAACAGCGGUGAUCGUGGCCAUGAACUUACAUCCCGAGUUAAUGAAUGUGGUUGUUUGUUUAAAGGCAUAUACUGAAUCUGCAGACCCCAGGGACAUGGAGUCUCCUCCACCAUCUCUAACAUCUGACUCAGCGCUGUGACGCUGUUGCCACUCUGAAACUCUGUUCCUUUUCUAAUAUGCUUUGCCAGCAGGGGGUAGCAAGUGUCGUUAAGUGAUUCUCAUGCUCUGUGGCUCCAGUUCUCUGUGCGGAGCAGAGCGCUUCUGGCUUUUCUCUCCCAUAUCUGCUCAGACUUCUGCAACCUCUGCAAUCUACAGUGCUGUCUGCUUUCAGGGAAAGGACGCUCAGUUAUGGAUCAUUUGACUUAGUGUAUGCUGAGAAGAAAACAGUGCUGUUGAGAGAUGCAUGCCCAGUUGCUUUUCAUUGUGUGCGUAGGUUCUGGAUGCUGGGGAUUGAACUAGGGCCUCAUAUAUGCUGAGCACAUGCCCCCUAUGAACCACUCCCCAUUGGCCAGUUUAAACAAAGGAAUGCAGCAUUAAGUCUUGCGGGGGGGGGUGCAGAAAACAGAUAAAGAGAAUUGUUUCCUCGCCCAAAGCAGGAGUCAUGUCUGUCAGCAGCUUUUACAUCUCGUAGUGCCUCCACGUCAGUUCCUGUGUCAGGGUCACCGGUUCCUCUGCGCCUUUGUGAUGCCGCUCAGUCCUUAAAUAAAGCCACCGCUGGUGAUGCCA
Messenger RNA from Peromyscus leucopus (white-footed mouse), 2345 nucleotides. It is a transcript of the gene Dffa, whose product is annotated as DNA fragmentation factor subunit alpha. Gene Ontology annotation, molecular function: deoxyribonuclease inhibitor activity. Bases 101 to 1093 code for a protein of 330 amino acids. The record is from RefSeq and is a predicted model, not a curated record. Gene Ontology annotation, biological process: apoptotic process; apoptotic DNA fragmentation; regulation of apoptotic process. NCBI's taxonomy places the organism in Eukaryota, Metazoa, Chordata, Mammalia, Rodentia, Cricetidae. The transcript has 6 exons.